UACGCGUGAUUAAACCGUUGCAUCAUUUAAUAAUGAAUCAGUCUCACGAUAGUUUCUAUAAAAUUGUUCGAAUAAAGUUUUGACUGCGUUCUAAACCGUUUUAUUGCUGAAAUCGAAUUGAAAUUUUGCGGAACGAUCACAUAAAAUGCACGUUCAUUAUUGAGCAAUCCACUUGGAUUAUUGAAAACAAAAUAUAAUAAUAAUAUGGUAAAAUGAAGGGUUAUUGUCGAAAUAUGAAGAUUAUAAUUUUGACAACGUAUUUAUGCGUCGCUAUAACUGACAUCUACGCGGGUGGAACAGGACCGUCGAAAACUGGUGUAAAAGUAAACCCGCCACCAAGGAGUGUCAAUGUAGCUCUAGAAACAUCAUUUCUUUUCGAACCAAAAGACGUCAACGAAAACAUAUCGUUCAUCCAAAAUAUAAAAGUGUUUUUAGACAAGCUCUACAAGAUACUAGCGCCCCAAGCACAAGAAAUCCAACAAUUCCGAGCUUACGACAACAAUAAAAACGAACGCAUCAGCUUCACAGAUUUCAUAAAAAAACUCGGCGACAGCUUUCUCAAUUUCACCGGUCCCAAAGCCAAAGACGCUGUCAAAGUUUUAAAAAGUGAAGUGUCAAAAAUUUAUAACCAAACGCAUUCUACGAUAAAUGAGGUUAUACCGGACUUCGGCGUUAAACAAUACAUUAAGGAUACUAUUAAAAAAUGGGCGAAUGAGGAUGUGCCAACAUUAAAAGAUAAAUUAAAGAAGAUAAUUAACGACAACAACCCUCUACUAACAACUUUCGCGCGACGAUUAAAUGAUUAUUACACAGAAGACGAUAUUAAGAAACUUAACAAACUUUUAAAGAAACUAAAUCACCAUUUGGAAAAUGAUAUGGAUACUUCGAAAAUUGUUAGAGACGCUAUAGACAUAGGUAUACACGAAAAGUUCAAAAAAUUAAACACAACUUCAAAAAUUAGUUUAAUGAAUGAUAUGAAGUUACUCUCCGAAUUCAUAAGUCAAACGAAACCGAAAGACAACACUAAAGUCAUUUUAAAAAGGGCAAACGACAUGUUUUCUGAUGAGAAAGACUUGCCGGGGUCGGGCAACGACAGCUUGGAUCGAGAUGAGAUUUAUAACGAGUUGAAGCGAACCAUCGGGAAGAAAUUAAGACUUGCUAAUGAGAGAAUGAGAGCGAAUGAGAAAAAAGGUGUGAAUGCAAACGAAAUUGUAGUUGACAAUAUGGAAUUGUUGGUGCAAUCACAUAAAAAACCUGAUGAUGAAUAAUUCGGAGUUUUAUUGUAUAUCCUUAUUUAAACGUCGUUGUUUGCAAAUUAUUAAACAAAACAUCACUGUAAAUAACAAUAGGUCGCCAU
Trichoplusia ni (cabbage looper) is the source of this 1357-nucleotide messenger RNA. RefSeq lists its product as uncharacterized. The transcript has 3 exons. The coding region runs from base 213 to 1268 and encodes 351 amino acids. The record is from RefSeq and is a predicted model, not a curated record. NCBI's taxonomy places the organism in Eukaryota, Metazoa, Arthropoda, Insecta, Lepidoptera, Noctuidae.